AUGGACAUUCAAUCGGCGCAGAAGAAUGAAAGCGUUUAUCAAUGCUGCAGCGGAUUCUGCAUCGACCUGCUUCAAAAGUUCUCCGAGGAGAUCGGCUUCACUUAUGAGCUUGUUAGAGUCGAAGACGGGAAAUGGGGCACGCUAGAGAAUGGAAAGUGGAACGGUUUGAUAGCCGACCUGGUGAAUCGGAAAACGGACAUGGUGAUGACAUCUUUGAUGAUUAAUGCUGAAAGAGAAGCCGUGGUUGAUUUCACGGUACCGUACAUGGAGACCGGUAUCGCCAUUGUUGUGGCGAAAAGGACUGGUAUAAUAUCUCCCACUGCCUUCCUUGAACCAUUCGACACCGCCUCAUGGAUGUUAGUUGGUAUCGUCGCCAUACACGCGGCCACGAUCAUGAUACUGCUGUUCGAAUGGUUGUCACCAUCUGGUUUCAACAUGAAGGUAAACCCUUCAGACGCUGCGCGGAAACUGAAGAAUCCAUCGCCCAAUCAUCGGUUCUCCUUCUGUCGGACGUACUGGCUGGUCUGGGCCGUAUUAUUUCAGGCAGCCGUCCAUAUCGACUCUCCCAGAGGAUUCACAGCCAGAUUCAUGACGAACGUGUGGGCGUUGUUCGCCGUGGUAUUCCUGGCCAUUUACACUGCCAACCUGGCCGCCUUCAUGAUCACGAGAGAGGAAUUUCACGAAUUCACCGGCGUUGACGAUCACCGUUUAGCCAAGCCAUGGUCUCACAAGCCAAUGUUCAAGUUCGGAACCAUACCUUGGAGCCACACCGAUAGCACUUUGGCUAAAUACUUCAAGGAGAUGCACGCUUACAUGAAGAAGUUCAACAAGAGCAGCGUGGCUGAAGGAAUCGAGGCUGUCAUCAGCGGAGAAAUGGACGCGUUCAUUUACGACGGGACGGUGUUGGACUAUCUGGUGGCGCAGGACGAGGACUGCCGUUUGCUAACCGUGGGAUCCUGGUACGCCAUGACUGGAUACGGCCUCGCGUUCUCCAGGAAUUCCAAGUAUCUGCAGAUGUUCAACAAGCGUCUGCUGGAUUACAGAGACAACGGAGACUUGGAACGUCUGAGAAGGUACUGGAUGACAGGUACAUGCAAGCCAGGCAGAGAGGUACAAAAGAGUAGCGAUCCCUUGGCGCUCGAGCAGUUCCUUUCCGCGUUUCUCUUAUUGAUGAUGGGAAUUCUUCUGGCCGUGGCCUUCCUACUACUCGAGCAUUUGUAUUUCAAGUAUGUCAGGCAGCAUCUGGCACGAAGCGACGGUGGUGGCUGUUGCGCACUUUUCAGCUUGAGUAUGGGGAAAUCGCUGACAUUCCGCGGAGCAGUCUACGAGGCACAGGAUAUCCUAAGGUACCAUAGAUGCAGGGAUCCUAUAUGUGACACACAUUUAUGGAAAGUGAAACACGAAUUAGAUAUGGCCAGGAUCAGGAUACGACAGCUGGAGAAGGAUCUGGAGGCACACGGAAUAAAACCCACUCAGGCCAAGAGGAAAACCGGAAGUCUCGGCUGGUGGCGAGGAUGCUUUCAAAGCUCGGACCGCCAUUCACAAGCGGAGUCAUUGGCGGUGGAAGCUCCGCAUCCGCUACCGCCAUACUUCGAUUCAUUCAUCGAAGCCAUCGAUGUUGCCAGGCCUAGGGACAUGACCAGGAACCACGUGGUCAGCACGGAGUAUUCCGACAAAUUUUUACCCCCACAGAUCUACAGCGAAAUGCGAGGGGCCCUCGAGACCGAGCAGUUUCGAGCGAUCGUUCGAAGGAGAAACUCGAGGAGGAGAUACGAGAAGGAUAUUACCGAAAAACAUAAUAUAUAUAUACGAAACAAGUCUCGUCCAGCGGGAAGAACGUUCAGUGCCUAUGGAGAAUAUGUAUCGAGAAACAUCGAGAUCACGAUCUCCUCCAGAGAGGACGACUCGGGUGUUUCGUUUCGGGAAGAGUGUCGUUUUAAGGAAUGGCCUCUAUUGUUAGUGGAGGUUGAAGAGAGGAGACCGAGUGGUUUUGUGGUAACUGUGUAUUUUAACACUGAGUAG
Messenger RNA from Heterotrigona itama, 2022 nucleotides. The record is from the annotation of a GenBank genome assembly. Lineage: Eukaryota; Metazoa; Arthropoda; Insecta; Hymenoptera; Apidae.